Anopheles coustani is the source of this 4968-nucleotide messenger RNA. Its product is annotated as mucin-5AC. The transcript is spliced from 9 exons. The record is from RefSeq and is a predicted model, not a curated record. NCBI's taxonomy places the organism in Eukaryota, Metazoa, Arthropoda, Insecta, Diptera, Culicidae. The coding region runs from base 1 to 4968 and encodes 1655 amino acids.
AUGCCCGAGGUCGGCACGAUGGGCGGCAGCAUGGAAAUGCGAAAGUCCGCCACCGUCGUCGCGUGUCUGGCGAUGCUGCUGCUCCAGCUUGGCACGCUGCUGCCCAGAUCGGCAGCACAGCAGAAUAACAAUUUCUACUUCGCGCAAUCACAGGGCCGUUUUGUGCCUUCGUUCGAAAGCCCGCGCAAUGGUUUCUUUCCCUCGGCGCUUCAGCGACAGCAACCGCCACCGGACUCCUACCAGGAGCAGACACUCUUCGUGAACAACAACAACGUGGACCGGGGCACCGGAGCCAGCGAAGGGACCGGGUCCCGCGGUAUAACGCCGUCCUACUAUCAAUUUACCUAUACGACCCCCCGGAGUGCGGAUAUUUUCGAAAUAUCUCCGCGACCCUUUUCCGCAACGCCAUCGUCGAACUCCGGCUUCCAGUACUCGCGUAGUCCACUGAGAAGCGACUUCUUCUCUAAUGGACUCACGCCCAGCCGGACCUUCCCGGCCACGGGCCGCCAGCCCGCCGGUUCGCAGCGCAAAAGUCCCUUCGGCAGCUUCUCGGCAGACCCCAGCACCACCGAAGCCCCGCAGCGACCACCACCACCCGCCGCCGCACCACCGGCGCCAGCAUCCGACGGACCGUCCGUGCGCGACCGUCAGCUUUCCUACAUCUCGAACCGGGCGCGUCCGUUCGCCAGCGAAGACCGGGGCGAACAGUCCGGCACGCCAACGCGCGCCACCGCCCGCCAGCAGCUCCCACGAAGCCCGGCCGCCACGGCGGUAGUGACCGGUGGCACGCGGAACAGUUACUCCAGCUCUCGAUCGCGCCAGCCCGAUAGCACGCAGGCCACGUUGUCGGGACAGCGGCAGACGGCGAGCCGGGACGUCGGCACGGCUCAGAACGGCAGCCGGCUCGGUGGCACGGGAACGCAGGGGAGCAGCGGUAGCAGCAGCAACAGUAGGACCACGCUGAGGCCGAAUCGUUAUCGAUCGACGCCGACAACGACGACGACGGAGGCGGCCACCGAGCGCACGACCGCGGCCAUCGAUACUGCUGCCGUGCGGAAUCGCUUCAGUGGAAGAACGCCAGCCCCGAACGCUUUCCGGCAAACGUUCGAAGCGAAGCGUGUGUCGGCCACAAACAGCGCCAUCGCGCCGCGCGGUUCCUUCGUCAACAGUAACCCGAAGGCGAAAGCGACGACGACCACGAGCACUCCUACGACCACGACCAGCACCACGACGACCACCGGCAAGCUGCCCGUGCUGUCCCGGUUCAUCCACCAGCCGGCCAAACCGAUCAUCCCCAGCAUCAACAUCACGCACAACGGCUCCGCCAAAUCGGCCGAGGUGAUCUACGACUACGAAGACUACGAGUCGGAGUCGAAGGAAUCGACCGGCUUCGGCGGGGAGAAGCAGGAAAUCAACGACUUCCAGCCGACGUCGGUGGCCAAGAACAACUCGAUCGCGUUGGGCAGCGGAGAUGCGACGGAUGAGCAAAAGACGCUGCCGGGUGCGAGUACCACUGUGGCGACGAACGGCGGCACGCAGAACGAGCUGGAAGAUCCGGACGGACGGUUGAACAAUAUCAGCGAGAACGAGUACUACGAUACGGUGCGCGAGUCCGGCACGGCACCGGGCGAUUCGGUGGGCGUGGAGGACCAUACGGUGAUUCUGACGGACAACUUCUACCUCCCCGGUGGGGCCGGUGGCUCGGAGGAAACAUUCGAGGAUGAGGGCGAGGAGGGAGAGGAAGGUGGCGAAGAGCCGGCCAGUUUGCAACGGGAAAUCAACAGUACGGCCGAGCUGGGUGCGACCGAUCCGCAGGAAAAGGCUUACGACGAGGAGUACGUGUACGAGGAUGAGGAACCGGGAGUGACGACGACGGUACGUACGCCGGUGAAGACGGUGCCGGUACCACCGCCGGUUACGCAGGACGAUUCCGCCGACAUGCUACAGUUUUCCGACGAGGACGCCAAGGAUGUUGUCGAGGAAGCGCGGGUGCUGGAAGCCACGAAAGAAACGCUUGCCGACGGCAGUCCAGCUCCACCGACUUCGAGCGUGAGCACGGAAUCGUCGACCGAAUCGUCGGCCAGUCCAUCCACGACCACGGAACGGGUGGCGAGUUCGAGCGAGUUCGACGGUGCCACCAACGCGACGACGGAGAGCUGGGUCGUGGUCGCUUCCGUGCAGACGAGCCGUAGCGUUUCCGGCGCCCGGUUUCUUCCGUUCCCGCAGGUUAAUCAGGACGAAAAGAAACAACCAUUGGCCGACCUUGAGAUCAAGGGUAGCAAUGAGAGUGACGAUGUGGAAGCUACCACGGCCAGUGGGAUGAUAAACGACGAGCAGGAGGGAGUGACGACGGUGGCCCCUCAGGAGCCCGUCAUUGCCGUCACGCAGGACGUGGCCGAUUCGGUGACGACGGAGAAAACGAUACUCGCACAGUCCACCGAGAGCAUCAUCGAUAAGCUGGAUCGCGUCCAGUCGGAGCUAUCGAGUGGACUGUUCGCUGGGAAGUUCCCCGUCCUGAAGGAUCCCACCGUGGUGGAAGAUCAGAAGGUGCCGGGUUCGACCGCCCUGCCCCCGGUGGUGAUCAGGAAGUUCCAACCGAACGCACGCGCUACGACGACGAAGAAACCACGACCCGGACUCACGACGACCACGACGACGGCCAAACCGACAACGUCCACGGAGGGUCUGGUGAAGAAGAUCAAGUUUGAAACGGUCGACGAUAUAUCGGCCCUGCUGCCGCCCGAUUACAAGGCAAAGGCCGGGUUCAAGCUGAAGAAACCCAACGUCACCGUAGAACCGGCAACGACGACCACCACCACCACCACCCGGGAAACGCCUGCGGAGGAACCGGCACGAUCGGAGCUGGUCAAUCGAUUCCGUAGCGCCAACAUUAGCCGCUCGUACAAGAGCAACGUGCCGAUCCAGGAGCUAAGCUCGCUGCUCCCCAAGGACUACAAGCUGAACCGCACCGAGGAGGACAUCAAGAGCACCAACAACCUGAAGGAGCUGAUCAGCAAGGUGAAGGUGAACGGGGGGCCGGACAAACCGAACGUGACGCUCGAUGUGCUCAAGAAGGUGCAGAAGGUGGACGUCAGUGCGUUCCUGCCGCCGGGCUACAAACCCCCGGAGGCGACGAGCACGACGAGCAGGGCACCGGUGUCGAUCGAGGAUGACGUGAGCAAGUUCCUACCGCCCGGCUACAAAACGUUCAAGACGACGAAGAAACCGAACACGAGCCCGGUGACGAUAAAGGACGACAUUAGUAAGCUACUUCCGCCGGGCUAUAAGCUGCCGAAGGAGAACACUGAAACGGUCUCGGAAAAGCCGAAGUUGGUGUUCAGCGACGACCUGAGUAAAUUCCUACCGCCGGGUUAUAAGCCACCGGCCGAGAAGCCCGACGCAAAGCCCGUGGCGGAGGUGAUCGAUCCGAGCGAGCUGCUGAAGAAGAUUCAGUUUAAGGACGUGUCGGCGUUGUUGCCACCCGGUUUCAACGCGUCCAAGGCGGAAGAACCGGUUGCGGCGACGAGCACGGCCGCACCGAACCGUGGUGUGAUCUUUGCCAGCCGUCCCGGAGUGAAGAAACCGCCAGCACCGGGUGCCGCCGGUCGGAGUACGACCGCUAAGCCGGCCCACGCCGCCGAAGGACCCAAGGUGCCCGAGAUACACAUCCGCAAGGGUCCACCGACGCGUGCUACUACCGAGUUCACCGGCUGGCCGACACCGUCGACGACGCCCAUCUCGAUCGAGAAACUGUUGGAGCAGCAAAAGCAGCAGGAACUGCUGGAGAAGCUGCUCGCCGCUUCAUCGAGCAGCACGUCGACGACCACGAGCACGACGACGACGACGACCACCACCACCACCACGCCGAGACCAACCGAACCAGGCCUGUGCCAUUCGGAGUGCGACCUGGCGGGCACGAUACGUAUCGUCGACGGGGUGACCUGGGUGCCGGAACUGCUCGACCACAACACGGCCGAGUGGAAGAAGCUGGCCCGUGACGUCGAGACGGAGCUGAACGAAGUGUACAGCAAGGCAAAGAACCUGAGCAAAUGGUACAAGAAGGUGCGCAUCGACAGCUUCAACAAGGGCAGCGUGCUGGUCGAUUACUUCGUGGAGUUGAGUGAUUUGUCGCGCGAUGUCAACACGCUCGAGAUACGGAAGAUGUUCCAUGAGGCACUCGUGCCCGUACCGGAACCGACCACGACGACGACGACGACCGACGCCAGUGUGGACGAUUACGAUGGUGACGAUGGUGAGGGAGCUGCGGCGCGGGAGAAGGUGCAGCGCGAAAACCUGCAGGCACCGGUUCCGCGUGUGAAGGAAGUGUUCCAGCUGGGCAAGUUCAAGGUGGAUCCAGUCUACACUGAUUUUUCAGUGAUCCCGAAACCAAUCAUCGUUACCGGUCCGGGAAUGGAGGAUGAUUUGUUCUUGCCCCAAUGGGCGAUCGCAGGAAUCGUGAUCGGUUUGGCGUCACUUCUAUUCGUUAUUCUCUUCGGCGUCACUGUGCUUAUCAACCGCCAAAAGGCAGCCAAGAAGAAGGCUCCCACGCCUCUUACGGCCGACAUGUUGAACGAACUGAACAAAAACCACAUGGGCGGUAUCGAGAACUUCGGCUCCGAGGAGCUGUACAACAUGGACGACGCCUGGGACGAUCGUAUGCACGACGUCAAGCCAAAGCGAUUCUCAAACUCGAUGCACGGUAGCAGCGCCUCGAACAUCUACGACAGCUGGCGAUCGCAGCGCCAUCCGGAGAACUACUUCUACGACGAGUACGGUCUGAAGGGAUCGCACUAUCCGCCGAGCGGACACCACCGGUUACACGAUCCGGCGUUCAUGAUGCACGAACCGCCGCCACCGCCGGUGAUGGCCAUGUACCCGCCGUACCAUCACGCUCCCGCCCCGCCAAACAGUCACCACUUUAGCAACAGUUCGCGGCGAUACUACCGGGACUACGAUCCGAACUUCUGA